Messenger RNA from Coccomyxa subellipsoidea C-169, 1316 nucleotides. RefSeq lists its product as hypothetical. Bases 142 to 618 code for a protein of 158 amino acids. Lineage: Eukaryota; Viridiplantae; Chlorophyta; Trebouxiophyceae; Coccomyxaceae. The record is from RefSeq and is a predicted model, not a curated record. Gene Ontology annotation, molecular function: oxidoreductase activity. Gene Ontology annotation, cellular component: endoplasmic reticulum lumen. The transcript is spliced from 4 exons.
GGCUAAAUCGUCCUCAGUAGAAAGCAAAGGUUCUCUGGGACUUCACUGGCUUCAUCUUGGUGCCAAAGCACCUAGGAAAAUAUCACAUGAAAUCUGAUCCAUCUUGAGAUACAGUUGGUUUAUUCUGCUCUGGCAGCAAAAAUGAAUGGCAUGAAAGCUUUAUCGAGCCUGAUUGUUCUCUCAGGAUGUUUGCUGCCCAUGAACACUGCAAUUACUGCUGAACAGGUAUCCGAAUGUGUCAACCUUGGGUUCACAGGUCUCCAGCCAUGCUCAGCGUGCGACACACUACAAUCAUACGUGGAAGACCCAGAGCUUGUGGAAGAGUGCCAGAGAUGUUGCACUCCUGAGUCUGGCGCUGACUCUGGCAAAUUCUUGAGCGCAGUCCUUGAGGUUUGCAGGCACCGGCUAAGGGAGUUUCCCACUGUGGAGCACUUUGUUAAGGACAAGGCGGAGGAGAUUGAGGGAUUGGAGGUCCGGUACCGCUUUGGCUCCUCGCCAAGACUGAUCCUCGUUGGCGAGAAUGGAAAGAAGGAGACUCUGAGAAUAGACAAGUGGAAGACUGAGCUGAUUGAGGAGUUUCUCAAUGACAAGCUUCCUGCCAAUACUGCUGACGACUGAUCCAUCAAUGUAUAUGUGAACGCUCAAGAAGCUCGUGGUGUCAAUCCAGCUAGUGUGAUCGAGCAGUGACUGCCGACAGAACAUGGCAAACAGUAUUUUGCUGAUUCCGGAAGCCUUCUCAAGAGCGGCAGCUGGCAUUGGGGGAGCAGGAGCUGGCAUUGGGUGCUAGAACACAGCUGUGUACAGGGAAGUUGAUUUUCCCGGAUAUCUUUGCCAAUGUCUGAUAGUGGCUUUGAGGCUGACUCAGGAGUUCGGAGGCAGGACUGACUUGGACUGAAGCUUUUCAACGGUCAGGCUGUAUCAUUGUGACAAGCUCAACUGCAGUGUCAGCCCCAGGGUAAGUAUGCUAGCGGUCAAGAUUACUAUCUCAAAAUUACUCAGUUAGUCACUAAGUUACGGUAAUGGCUGGGCUGCCUCCAUCGCCAAUGGUUUUCAUCCUGGAUCAUCCUGGAUCAUGAUGAAGGUCACAAUGAUGGACGGUCCAUCAGUCUGAUUUGCAUGACUUCUAGAUGAUCUUGCACUCACCUUGAGAACUCCCAUUGGAAGACCAUGGCGCGUCAUUGGAUAGUCAUGGUCACCGAUUUGCCAAAUUGCAGUGGACAGUACGCCGCAACUUGCGCUCAGUGGCUCAUAAGAGUGCAUACUGCGUACACUGUAAUUUAUAGUCUGUAGUCCUUGUACACUGUAACCUUCAGUCU